AUGAAGGAGCGGCAGCGUUGGCGGCCUGAGGAGGAUUCGUUACUCCGCGCGUACGUACGGCAGUACGGCCCGCGCGACUGGCACCUCAUCUCCCAGCGCAUGAACUCGCCUCUCGACCGAGACUCCAAAUCGUGCCUCGAGCGUUGGAAAAACUAUCUUCGCCCCGGGAUCAAAAAGGGCUCCCUCACACCCGACGAGCAAGCCCUCGUCAUACGUCUCCAGGCCAAGCACGGCAACAAGUGGAAAAAAAUCGCAGCCGAAGUUCCCGGGAGGACAGCUAAGCGUCUCGGAAAGUGGUGGGAGGUUUUCAAGGAGAAGCAGCUCCGCCAGCAAAACGAGCACAACAGCAAAAACGAGGCAUCGUUAGUUGAGCCCAUCAAGGAGCGGAAAUACGACCACAUUCUCGAGACUUUUGCUGAGAAGCUCGUUAAGGAGCCGGCCCGUGUAGUAGCAGCGCCUAUGCCUCCGAGCCCGGUUCCGAAUGGAACGGGCCCGCCGCUUCCGCCGUGGAUGGCGGUGGGCCCGAGUUCGCCGUCGGUGGCUUUGACACUUUCCGGCCCACCGGGCCCGGCAAUCUCCUGGCUGCAAGGGCCCGUGGGCCAUGGAAAUUUUCCAGGCUGCAAUGAUUAUGGUUCUAAUAAUAAUGGUGGGCUUGUUUUAUCGGAGCUAGGGGAGUGUUGGAGGGAAAUGGAGGAAGGGCAGAGAGCUUGGGCGGCCCACCGGAAAGAGGCGGCGUGGAGGCUGAGGAGAGUGGAGCUGCAGCUGGAAUCGGAGAAGUCGAGCAAACGGAGGGAAAAAUCGGAGGAGAUUGAGGCGAAGGUGAGGGCUUUAAGGGAAGAGGAGAAGGCGGCGCUGGAGAGGAUUGAGGUCGAGUAUCGGGAGCAGCUGGCGGGGCUACGGCGGGAGGCAGAGGUUAAGGAGCAGAAGCUGGCCGAGCAGUGGGCAGCGAAGCACGCUCGUCUGGCCAAGAUACUUGAGCAGGCGGGGGUACGGCUGGCCGGAGGCGGCGAGGCGAAUGGGCGGUGA
Messenger RNA from Striga hermonthica, 1026 nucleotides. Lineage: Eukaryota; Viridiplantae; Streptophyta; Magnoliopsida; Lamiales; Orobanchaceae. The record is from the annotation of a GenBank genome assembly.